ACAAAAUGAAGUGACGGAAAGACAGGAUCACAGAUAUGGGAGGGAGCACAGAGCAGACGGUGAUGACACUGCCCAGGAUUCCUCCGGUGCCUCAACGUCCAGCUAUGAUCUUCUUGGAGGUUUACCAGAUACGCUCUCAAGUCAAUUAAAUAUUUCAAGACGCAAGAAAUCCAAAUACGAAAAAUUUACCGAAUCUUUGUCAAAUCCAUCCCAAAGUGCUUACUUUACAAUGGGCGUGAGUGCCGAGACUUCCUGUGCCGUCACGGAGCUGGUUCAGGGUACGUGGCAAAGCAAGAAAACGGGGCGCGGGCAAGACACACGAAACCUUGACCACACCUAUAUUGUGGUUAAGAAAGUCGAGGCCAUCAUUAACGAAGGUUUGCUAGAGCGUUAUAAAACUACAAAGAGGCAGCAUCGCUUACGUCAAACACAGGGCCGCUUAAAACCUUAUUAUUACGUGGAUCCCACAAUGAAAAAGCCCAUGACUGUCGAGACCGAAUCCUCUGUAUUAGAUACACUAAAUGAGGACAUCAAUGAACAGUACUUAUUUCACGGAACAAAGAGCGCAUAUAUCCCAUCUAUUUGCGCUAUGGGACCAGAUUUCAGGAUUGCUCGCAAGGGAAUGUUUGGUCGAGCAAUUUAUUUGUCAGAGAGCGCGACCAAAGCGGAUCAGUACGCAGACGAGAUGGACAGUAGACGAACGGAGGACCUCCAAAUCCUGAUUUACCGCGUUCUUCUCGGCAAUGUCUACUACUGCGAGGAACAACAGACAUUUAGGAGACCGCCGUGCGUCUGUGGGGAGAAGAUUUGCCGUGAUCAUCACGAGACCUUCGACUCCGUGAUAGGUGAUACCAGGAAGUUAUUCCGGGAAUUUCUUCUGUUCACGGCGGAACAGUGUUACCCGGAAUACAUCGUGACCUAUGACCGCAUUGACCAAUUCCAGGCCAGAGCCGUGCCUCAACUGCCGGUGACGUCACUAUGUCUGAGAGCUGCUGAUCCUUCUCUGUUCAUGGAGGAAGCUUACAAGGACGAUGUCUACCAAAAUUGUGGCCUGCCUCGUGGACGCGCUGUCAUCGUCAACAACAUCAAUUUCCAGCACCACGAGAAGAGAGACGGGUCAGAGAUGGACUGUAAGGCGUUGGUAGAGCUGAUGGAACAGAUGAGUUAUACCGUUAUUGUGCAUAAUGAUCUGACUGCACAGGGGAUAUUUGAUGUGAUGGAAUCUGAAAGCAAACAACUUAGCCACUGGACUAGUGAUUCCUUCAUCGUGUUCAUUCUGAGUCACGGUAUGAGUAACGCUGUAUAUGGGACAGAUGGCUACAGCUUGCCCUACAGUAUGAUGUAUAUGCACUUUACCACCGACAGCUGCCCCGCCCUGGCGGGAAAACCAAAAAUGUUUUUUAUUCAGGCUUGCCAAGGAACAAAGAAAGACAGUAGAGCCGCGGGAGGAUCCGUCCCUCUAACAAUGAGACAAGAUGGCGGCCAGUCUGAUUCUGUGCGGGCGCGUUGCAAUGAAAGCGAGUCCAAAUUUGGUGCUAACAUGUGUGACAUCGCCGUUGCCACGGCAACCACUCCAGACUACGUGUCCUGGCGAAAUAAGGAGAACGGUUCCUGGUUCAUCAACGCCAUUGUCAGAGUGUUCAGUGAGGAGGCGAGGAGUAAACACUUCCUGGAGCUUUUCACUUCGGUGAACAGCUGGGUUGCCAGUAUGAAGACCCAAGGUCAAGGUCAGUACCAGCAGGUGUCCAGCAUGGAAACCAUGUCCUUCACCAAACGGUUUUACUUCUGGCCCCGCCUCUGUAUAGUAAAUGGUGAGCUCCAGGAGUUGGACUAG
Molecule: messenger RNA, 1834 nt
Organism: Lingula anatina
Lineage: Eukaryota; Metazoa; Brachiopoda; Lingulata; Lingulida; Lingulidae
Biological process (GO): proteolysis
Molecular function (GO): NAD+ poly-ADP-ribosyltransferase activity; cysteine-type endopeptidase activity
Source: RefSeq, a predicted model, not a curated record